Hyaloscypha bicolor E is the source of this 815-nucleotide messenger RNA. RefSeq lists its product as uncharacterized. The transcript has a single exon. Bases 156 to 437 code for a protein of 93 amino acids. The record is from RefSeq and is a predicted model, not a curated record. NCBI's taxonomy places the organism in Eukaryota, Fungi, Ascomycota, Leotiomycetes, Helotiales, Hyaloscyphaceae.
ACCGUUCACAAUCACAUAUAUAUCCCAACCCCGACCGUCUGGACACGCACCUCCCAACCCUCCCCGCUCUCCUCCUUUGCUUCGAUAUCACUUCUUUCUAAGACCACGCCGCACUCUUCUCCCGCCCCUGUCUGCAUGCCGGCCCUGCAGUUGAAAUGGCCACAGCCGCCAUCGAUGCCGGUGCCGCCUUGCAAACGCCCGACGGUGCCACCAUUGCCGACUCAGCAGCAACUUGCGUGGGCACCUUCAACGCGUUCCUGACCGGUAAUGUCCUCCCGGCCGACGGAGGCGAUGCAGAAUCAUCAGCGUGGGCGGAAGAGCAGAUGGCAAGAUUCAGCAUCUGGGCCGCCAAUCUGGGCGUCUUUGCUCGUGGCCACGCUUCGGCCGACUACCGGCUUCGAGAUUCGGACGAGGUUUGCAGCUUGAUACUACAGUAAGGAGGAUCAGGCUCUUUGAAUUCUGUGUUCCCUACUCCUGAUACAUGCUCGCUUCCUCUCGUUUACUCCUGGCACAUCCCAAUCCGACUUUCUUUACUCCUUUUGCUCCUGAGACAUACCUCAUUAAGCCAGUACUGAACCCCGAUCUUCUAGGCUGCUCGAUGCUCUGCGGGAGAAUCUUCUGUGCAGUAAGUACUAAGUGGAGAGGCCCUCCGCUGCCUCCAGCUCCCCAACUCUCAGGGGCUGCCUCCCGACUCCAAACCGUAACCUUAGACUCCGGCUGCUGACCUCGUGCGCUCUAGCCGUCACCAGUUCAGUUGUUCAGGACGAAGAAGAAACGGGUAACAGUAACAGUGGCAGCGACGCCAGCGAGGGCCA